AUGUCUGGAGUCGUCGAAGAGAAGAGCGCGAAUAGCGUGGUGGAAAUCAUGAACGAGAAGGAGGCCGGACUGGUCCAAGUGAAAGUCGUGAAGGGAAGUGAUGCCUUCCAUGAAGCAAAGGCGAAGGAGCCCACGCCAUUCCUCCAUCCAGUCACCCUCAGAUUGAUUGGUUGUCUGCUGCUCGGAUGCUUCUGCCAAACAAUGAACGGGUACGAUGGAUCUCUGUUUGGUGGACUUGGUGCAAACAAAGUCUUCCUUGACUUCUUCAAUGGAAGCGUAAAUGGACCUUGGCAGGCCAUCAAUGCAGCCAUGUACCAGAUUGGUGGCGUGUCUGCACUGCCCUUUGUUGGUCCUGCGAUCGAUACCUGGGGUCGAAAGGUUGGAAUGAGCAUUGGUGCUUGGCUUAUUAUCCUCGGCGCUGUCAUCAAUGGUACCACAGUUUACACAGGCGAUGGUGGACAACUCAAAGGCGGUCGCUUCUUGCUCGGUUUCGGUGUCUCCAUUGUCUCUGCAGCAGGUCCCAUCUACGUGGUGGAGACAGCUCAUCCAUCAUGGCGAGCCGUCAUCACAGCAUACUGCAACACGUUCUGGUUCACAGGAUCCAUCAUGGCCGCCGGUGCAGUCCGUGGUGGACUCAACCUUGCAGGUAACACUUCAUGGGUGCUUCCAGUGUAUCUCCAAAUGGUGUUCCCCGGCCUUAUUGCAAUCUUCGUCUGGUUCAUCCCCGAAUCUCCUCGGUGGCUUUUUGUCAAUAACAAGCGCAGCAAAGCUAUUGAAGUUCUGACCAAGUGGCAUGGUUACGGCAACCCAGAUUCCGCGUGGGUCAAGCUCGAGGUCUCCGAAUACGAAGAGUACCUCAAUACCAACGGUGCAGACAAACGAUUCUGGGACUAUUCUGCUCUCUUCGGAUCCAGAUCAGCCAGGUACCGUAUCGCGUGCAACAUCGUCUUCUCCAUUUUCGCGCAAUGGGCCGGAAACGGAGUGCUUUCUUACUUCUUGCCUGCCGUGCUGGAGACUGCCGGAUACACCGACGGGGUCGAACAAGCCAACAUUAACCUCGGAUACAGUUGCUUCCAAUUUGCCUUUGCCUUGUUCGGAGCCGCGUGGGUGGAGCGCAUUGGACGUCGGCCGCUCAUGUUAUUUUCGAUGACAGGCUGCUGCAUUGUCUGGAUCGGCGUGACAGCCGCAACAGGAACCUUUAGUGAGUCCGGCGAUACCAAUGCCGCUGCUGCUAGAGCUACUGUCGCCUGCAUCUUCAUCUUUGGAGCCACGUACUCGGUCGGUCUCACGCCCCUGCAAGCCCUGUACCCAGUGGAGGUGUUGUCAUUCGAGGGUCGUGCCAAGGGUAUGGCCUUCUCUGCUUUGGCUGUCAAUGCUGGUGGUCUGUUGGGCCAAUUUGCCUGGCCCAUUUCCCUCAAGAACAUCGGCUGGAAGACCUAUAUCGUCUUCGUGGUGUGGUGUGCCAUCCAGUCUGCUGUCUUCUAUUUCUUCCUCCCAGAGACCAAAGGUCGCACUUUGGAAGAGCUGGACAUGAUCUUCGAAGCCAGAAACCCGGUGAAGGAGUCUCUCAAGGCUCACAAGCUCGCCGUGGCGAAUGACGGCACUGUACUGGCAUCGGAGGAGGCAUGA
Messenger RNA from Cercospora beticola, 1629 nucleotides. RefSeq lists its product as uncharacterized. Gene Ontology annotation, biological process: carbohydrate transport; transmembrane transport. Gene Ontology annotation, cellular component: membrane. The record is from RefSeq and is a predicted model, not a curated record. Gene Ontology annotation, molecular function: carbohydrate:proton symporter activity. NCBI's taxonomy places the organism in Eukaryota, Fungi, Ascomycota, Dothideomycetes, Mycosphaerellales, Mycosphaerellaceae.